GCGCGAGCAGGGACGCUGGUCGCCGCUGCGAUGAGAAGCUCCUUUCCGAAGCCGAUCCUACAUCAAGAAUGAAAGGCGAGUCUUUGGCAAAAGCAUAACCUUGCUUGGAGAAUGACCAGUCUGAUCCCGUGCCACUCUAGACUUCACAAGAAAAGUAGAAUGUUUCACAGCCUUCCUAAUACCCCUGAAUCUCUCAAGUCAUCAAAGGCGUGUGUGCUGAAAGGAGAUCACAUAUUUUUUUGAACAACAUAGAGCUCUGUGCCAUGGUUGGUUCUCAUCACUGACAGGAUCUAAGGAAUAUUUGUCAAAGGUGCUUGGAAUGACCCUCACUGGAUCGCACUGUCAAUUAAAUUCAGGGACCUUGCUGGUCUCAAUUACUUUAUGUAUUUGAUGUUAAAAAUGCUGUGAUGAUCUUUUCAGACUUUUCUAAAUAUAAUGUAAGCUUCAGCUGUUUGCAAAGGGAAAUGGAGGGUUUACGGACCUUACCAUGCAGCCUGCAUUUGACAGUUGCCACAACCUGCAGUGGUCCACAGUAACCAUGUGACUUUAGCUUGCUGUUUGUACAGCCUUAAGAGGCAUCCUGAGGAGGAAUUCCCUGCCAACUCCUGAGCUUUCUGUAACGCAGGGCAUUUGCCAAGUAUUGCCAUGAUGUGUGAGGUAAUGCCUACCAUCAGUGAGAGUGACCCCUUGGGGUCACAGCCAGGCUCUGAUUCUGAUGCCAACUUUGAACAGCUGAUGGUGAACAUGCUCGAUGAAAGAGACAAGCUGCUAGAGACGCUUCGGGAAACGCGUGAGACUCUGUCUGUGACUCAGGGCCGGCUACAGGAGACCUUGCAUGAGCGAGACCAGUUGCAGAGGCAACUGAAUUCUGCUCUACCUCAGGAAUUUGCAACGCUGACCAGGGAACUCAAUGCAUGUCGAGAGCAGUUGUUGGAGAGGGAAGAAGAGAUCUCCGAGUUGAAAGCAGAGCGCAAUAACACAAGGCUUUUGCUGGAGCACCUGGAGUGCCUGGUCUCAAGACACGAACGCUCUCUGAGGAUGACUGUGGUGAAGCGGCAAGCGCAGUCUCCAUCCGGUGUCUCCAGUGAAGUUGAAGUUCUAAAAGCCCUGAAAUCUUUGUUUGAACAUCAUAAAGCACUGGAUGAGAAGGUGAGAGAGCGCCUACGGGCAGCACUAGAACGAGUAGCUACACUAGAAGAACAACUAUCCAGUGCCCACCAGCAGGUAAGUGCUCUUCAGCAAGGCACCUCCCAGAGGGAAGCACCUGUGGGAGAAGAUGACAAAAGGACUGAGGGCAAAGAACCUGGGCAGAAGAUACUUUGGAAGAGACUCCCUAAUGGCUCUAUACACCCAGAUGAUGAGGCAAGUCGGGCUGUGGAACUGCAGGAACUUCUGGAGAAGCAAAACUUCGAGCUAGCGCAAGCGAAAGAACGAAUAGCCACUCUGGCUGCCAGUGUUGCUGAGCUGGAAGAAGAUCUAAGCACAGCUAGGAGGGACCUAAUCAAAUCAGAAGAAAUGAGCAGCAAGUACCAGAGGGACCUACGAGAGGCUUUGGCACAGAAAGACGACAUGGAGGAGAGGAUCACCACCCUGGAGAAGCGCUAUCUGGCAGCCCAGAGAGAAGCCACUUCCAUUCAUGACCUCAAUGACAAACUGGAGAAUGAGCUGGUCAAUAAAGAGUCUCUCCAUCGCCAGUGUGAAGAGAAGGCACGGCACCUCCAGGAACUUCUAGAGCUGGCAGAGCAGAAACUGCAGCAGACAAUGCGGAAAGCUGAGACGCUGCCUGAGGUGGAGGCUGAGCUGGCCCAAAGGAUAGCAGCACUCACCAAGGCAGAGGAAAGACAUGGCAGUAUUGAAGAGCGACUGCGGCAGCUGGAGACCCAGUUGGAGGAGAAGAACCAAGAAUUGUCAAGGGCCCGUCAGCGGGAGAAAAUGAAUGAGGAACAUAAUAAACGGCUGUCUGAUACUGUGGAUAGAUUGCUGAGUGAGUCCAAUGAGCGGCUUCAGCUUCACCUGAAAGAGCGGAUGGCAGCCCUUGAAGAGAAGAAUACGUUGUUGCAAGAACUGGAAAAUACCCAAAAACAGAUUGAGGAGCAGCAGCAUGACAAGAGAAGGCUGUCAGAUGAAAUUGACAAAUUGAGAUUAGAAAUUGACCAGUUAAAGACACGAAGUGGAUCUUUUCUUGACAGUGUACAUACAAGAUCUUUGGUUGGAAGCACUCCAGACCUCAGGUAUCCCCUGAGCACUAUGGUCCAUGCAUCAGCAGAACCCUUUGGAACACCCUCCAGCCUUCACCGGGUGCCAAAGAGCCGAUUUGCAGCUCUGCGGGAAGAACCCUCCAAGGACUGGGAGCUUUCCCAGCCAAGUGGGGUCCUGGCCACUACAGCUCACACCUUUGACAGUGACCCAGAGAUCUCUGAUGUUGAUGAGGAUGACCAGGAGACAGUCUUUAGCUCUAUGGACAUGCUAUCUCCCAGUGGGCACUCUGAUGCCCAGACCCUCGCCAUGAUGCUGCAAGAACAGCUGGAUGCCAUCAAUGAGGAGAUCAGGAUGAUCCAGGAGGAGAAAGAAUCAACCGAGCUGAGGGCUGAGCAGUUGGAGAGCCGCGUCACCAGUGGUAGCAUGGAAGCCCUGAACCUAACACAGCUACGCAAGAGAGCGUCCAUCCCCACCUCCCUAACUGCCCUGUCCUUGGCCAGCUCCUCUCCUCCUGUCAGUGGGCGCUCUACUCCCAAGCUCACCUCUCGCAGCACAGCACAGGACCUCGACCGAAUAUGCAGCAUGACCCUGCCCAGUGACUUGAGGAAACAUCGGAGAAAGCUACUUUCACCAGCUGGUCGAGAUGAGAGUCGAGAAGAUAAAACCACCAUAAAAUGUGAGACCUCUCCUCCUUCCUCACCCAGGACCCUGCGGCUGGAGAAGUUUGGACAUCCUGCUCUGAGUCAGGAGGAAGGCAAGAGUUCUUUGGAGGACCAAGCAAGUAACCCUAGCAGCAGCAACAGCAGCCAGGAUUCUCUGCACAAAGGCUCCAAGAGGAAAGGCAUCAAAUCCUCUAUUGGGCGCUUGUUUGGAAAGAAAGAGAAAGGACGCUUGAUCCAACUGAGCAGAGAAGGCGCUACUGGGCAAGUUAUACUGACAGAUUCGGAGAUCAAUAUACAGGACUCUCUUGGUCUUGGUAAGCUAGGAGCUCAAGCCGAGAAAGACCGACGGCUCAAAAAAAAGCAUGAGCUUUUGGAAGAUGCUCGAAGAAGGGGCAUCCCUUUUGCUCAGUGGGAUGGCCCAACUGUAGUCUCCUGGCUAGAGCUUUGGGUGGGCAUGCCUGCCUGGUACGUUGCAGCCUGCAGAGCCAAUGUGAAGAGUGGUGCCAUCAUGUCUGCUUUGUCGGAUACAGAGAUACAGAGGGAGAUUGGCAUUAGUAAUGCUCUUCACCGAUUAAAAUUGCGUUUGGCAAUUCAAGAAAUGGUGUCGCUAACCAGCCCUUCAGCUCCACCCACCUCAAGAACAUCAUCUGGAAAUGUCUGGGUUACACAUGAAGAGAUGGAAACUAUGGCAACUUCAACCAAAACGGACACUGAGGAGGGCAGUUGGGCACAGACACUGGCAUAUGGGGACAUGAACCAUGAAUGGAUAGGAAAUGAAUGGCUUCCUAGUCUAGGUCUCCCACAAUAUCGCAGCUACUUCAUGGAGUGUCUUGUGGAUGCACGAAUGUUGGACCAUUUAACUAAGAAAGACCUUCGAGUGCAUCUGAAGAUGGUGGACAGUUUUCAUCGAACAAGUUUGCAGUAUGGUAUUAUGUGCCUGAAGAGACUGAACUAUGAUAGAAAGGAGUUGGAGAGGAGGCGGGAAGAAAGCCAGCAUGAAAUCAAAGAUGUGUUGGUCUGGACCAAUGAUCAAGUAAUUCACUGGAUUCAAUCCAUUGGACUAAGAGAAUAUGCCAACAACAUCAUUGAAAGUGGAGUCCAUGGAGCGCUCAUAGCUUUGGAUGAAAAUUUUGAUUAUAAUAGUCUGGCUCUUGUGUUACAAAUACCCACUCAGAACACUCAGGCACGACAAGUGAUGGAGAGAGAAUUCAACAAUCUGCUUGCCUUGGGCACUGAUAGGAGGCUUGAUGAUGGUGAUGACAAGAGUUUUCGGCGAACCCCCUCCUGGCGAAAGCGUUUCCGCCCCCGAGAGUUUCACAGCAUCAAUAUGCUCAGUGGGUCAGCAGAGACGCUCCCAGCAGGGUUCCGAGUCACCUCCUUGGUGCCCCUGCCCCCUCCUUCAGCACCACCGAAGAAAAUGCCACCAGAAGCACAUUCCCACUACUUAUAUGGUUAUACACUGGCUGCUUUCCGGGAGUAGGCCAGAGGCCAGACUAUGCUUGCUCCUUGGCUCCAAAGAACAGAAGCUACAGGCCAACCAUUUCAGGCCACUUGGCCAAAAGGACACUCUUCCUCCUGCUUGUACACAAUGCCCCCCCCCUCCGGUCUCCUGUUUGGUGUCCUUAAACCCCAGUUAUAUCUGUGGCUUCCCAUUUAUACCUCCCCCUUCCCUUGGCUUUAGACACACUCUCAUUGAGAGAAAGAACAGGCUUUUCUAUCCCCAAGUCUGUCCUGUGUGUGAUGCGGUGAUGUUGACGUAGGUCUGGUAAGACGUAGAAGGCACCUUAAUGCUGGCCUGCAGCAGUUCCUGUACCAUGAUCGGCCUGUGCUUCAUUUUACCAAUAUGCCUGAGAGCAGCAGCGGCUGCUUGUUCCUGCCAUACAGCUUGGACCCACUGAGACAAUCGCCAAGGAGAUGAGACAAUGAGGAUAUGGGAAAGUCCAGUUCGGAAAUCUCCCCCAGGCACACCAGGCUUCUGCUGGGGCUCCCCACCAUGCCACAGGUAAUGAGGAGCUUCUGCCCACGGACAGUAUUGGUCCUCAGAUCAGAAAGGGCCAGGGCUGGAAAGAGCAUGGGUUAGUGCUUGAUGGAAGGAGAGGGAGGUGAGCUGCCACGCAAGUUUGGAUGUCUUCCAGGUCC
Molecule: messenger RNA, 5000 nt
Organism: Elgaria multicarinata webbii
Lineage: Eukaryota; Metazoa; Chordata; Lepidosauria; Squamata; Anguidae
Gene: PPFIA4
Product: PTPRF interacting protein alpha 4
Exons: 30
Coding region: 646-4341 (1231 amino acids)
Biological process (GO): synapse organization
Cellular component (GO): presynaptic active zone
Molecular function (GO): protein binding
Source: RefSeq, a predicted model, not a curated record